Molecule: messenger RNA, 899 nt
Organism: Malania oleifera
Lineage: Eukaryota; Viridiplantae; Streptophyta; Magnoliopsida; Santalales; Ximeniaceae
Product: protein mago nashi homolog
Exons: 5
Coding region: 205-660 (151 amino acids)
Biological process (GO): RNA splicing
Cellular component (GO): exon-exon junction complex; nucleus
Source: RefSeq, a predicted model, not a curated record
UUUGAUAUUUAAUGGUUAAUUAUUUAGAUGUAUUUCUGCAUAACCUCUGCUUAACGGCCGCUUAAUACAAAUUACAAACUUUCCCAUAUCCAAGAUAACCCUUGCUCUCCUUCCCCGCACAACUCUUCAGUCUAUAUUGCCCUCUUGCCGAACCAGAGCAUCGCAGCCCCUCUUCCGCCGUCGAGUUUGCUACUCUGGUCACCGAUGGGUUCGGUGGGAGAAGACGAGGAGUUCUAUGUUCGGUACUACGUAGGGCACAAGGGGAAGUUUGGGCAUGAGUUCUUGGAGUUUGAGUUUAGGCCAGACGGUAAGCUCAGGUAUGCCAACAAUUCCAACUACAAGAACGACACCAUGAUUCGCAAGGAGGUCUUCCUCUCCCCAGCUGUCCUCCGUGAGUGUCGCCGUAUCAUUUCUGACAGUGAGAUUAUGAAGGAAGAUGAUAAGAACUGGCCAGAGCCUGAUCGGAUUGGCCGGCAAGAGCUUGAGAUUGUAAUGGGCAAUGAGCAUAUAUCCUUCACAACUUCGAAGAUUGGGUCACUUGUUGAUGUCCAGAGCAGUAAUGACCCUGAAGGGCUUCGCAUUUUCUAUUAUCUUGUUCAGGACCUGAAGUGUUUCGUAUUCUCGCUCAUUUCACUCCACUUCAAGAUCAAGCCAAUAUAAGAAGGAUUGAAGAAAUUGUUAGGUUAGGAUUUCAGCUCUUUUUUUGAUUCAUGAUUGUCUAAAUUUAAGGAUUUUUUUUUUCAAAAUGCUCAAAAUUCAAAGAUAUGAUUGAUCGUUUGGAAUACCGACUUGUUAGUUCCUGAAUGCAUUUAUAAAUGUUGUCACCAUUUAAUGUUCUUUUGUUUUGGUAGAAUGCAACAGUUAAUUUGUAAAACUAAUAUUCUACUUUUGCCCUUUUA